Molecule: messenger RNA, 1333 nt
Organism: Microbotryum saponariae
Lineage: Eukaryota; Fungi; Basidiomycota; Microbotryomycetes; Microbotryales; Microbotryaceae
Source: the annotation of a GenBank genome assembly
AUGUCUGCGUACUCGUCGAGUUACUCGAGUUCAAGUGGCAGCACCGCGUCGACGUCGGCUUCCUCGCUGUGCUGCGACUCGCCCGGUUUUGCCGGCCCAAUGAGCCCGCUUCAACGGCUCGACUCACUCGGGCAGUCCUUUUCGGGAUUAUCUUUGACGAGCUUACCCGGCACGUCGAGCGCAGCGGUGGCCGAACGACAACAAUGGUGGAACCAGCACACACAAAUAAACGAGUUAACGCACAAGCUCGUGCAGGCCAGACGUGAGAACGAGACGAUGCAACGUGCCUGGAGCGCCCGGUGCCAGACCCUCGAAGAGGAGGUCGCGCGUCUCGUUAGGAUCAAUCUCGAAAUGGAGGGCCAGAUCGCGUUUGCUCGGUCACCAGGAUCCACAGUGGGUUCUCUUUUGCAAUUGCUCGGGAAAAAAUCAACUGAAACCUGACUUCUGACCGUUGGACCCACCGCCACCGCCGCAGAUCUCGUCGUCAUUCAACCCGUUCGACGAACCACCCGAGCCGUCGAGUUCGAGCUCGCGACGAGCAUGGAGUACGACGACUGUCGAGCGACGGUCAGAGAGCCCAGCACGAUCCAAAACACCCGAGAUCGACCCCAAAAAAUACAUGUCCAAGCAGUCCCCCCCGCCGUGCAAUAGCCACUACUUGAAUGGGAGUUGCAGUGUACCGCGAUGCAAGGUCAGUUGGCGGUCCGCGACGGUUGGUAAUCGCCCGGUCGGCCAUCUCGCCGCCGCGUGUGCAAACCCCGAUUGCUGAUCGACCUGAAUAUCCCUUGCGUUCAUCUCUUGCCCAAGUUUUCACACCUGUACAAGCUUACACCCGCCCAAGUCGAAGAGAUGCGACGGGGUGCUAAGGUGAGAAAAGAAAAGAAGGGUCUGGCUUCGCACGAGACGCCUCGCGGCCUUCUCGGCCGGGUCGGAUGACCCCUGAUGAGCUCGUCCACGAUCGAUCGACUGACCCGCUGCAACGCUCCCUCUCGCUCGACAUAGUUCCACCUCUGCAACGCACUCAAGAACGGUGUCACCUGCGAGGAUCCUACGUGCUGCUAUGGUCACUGCUGCCCCCGUGGCUCAGUACGUCAUCUUUCGAUCUUUCGAGGUUCCUCGCUCUGGCCAGGGCCCGGCCUCAAGCCCGGUGGAAGGUUCAAGGUUUAGCCAGCGGGGGCAUGCUUCCUGGGGACUGACGAACUUCGCCCUGUCUCUUCGCAACCUGCAGGCAUGCGGAAGGACGAACUGCGCCUUCAACGACGAACAACAUCGCCUUCCACCAGCGGUCGUAUCGGCAUCACCGGCAAGAUCGGUCGGCGGGCGACGCCAUUAA